This is a messenger RNA of Laccaria bicolor S238N-H82, 999 nucleotides long. RefSeq lists its product as uncharacterized. The coding region runs from base 1 to 999 and encodes 332 amino acids. Lineage: Eukaryota; Fungi; Basidiomycota; Agaricomycetes; Agaricales; Hydnangiaceae. The record is from RefSeq and is a predicted model, not a curated record. The transcript has 3 exons.
AUGCUUUUGCACCAUUUUUCUUUCCCUCUCAAUCGCUCUUUGGUCCCCGAUGCCCCCAAAACCCACAAAGGAAGCGCUUCCUGGACCGCAGACGAUAUCACUGCACUCCUUGAGUUUCUAAUUGCCCACAAAUCCAAAGGAGAUUCAGGAGGAUUCAAGAAGCCCACUUGGACUGCAGCUGCGGCCCAUGUCAACAAGGUAUUGACUGUGGUGCAACGAAGACAGCUCAAGCAGACGUAUGAAGUUGUUAAGGCCAUUCGGAACAACUCAGGCUGGUCUUGGGAUGACAACAAGGGAGCUGAUAUCACUCCAGAGAAGAAAGGCACCUGGGACAACUACGUAGCUAAGUAUCCACUUGCACAGCCCUUCCAGAAUGCAGGCUGGGCCUAUUUGGAGGCAUUUGAUGCUUUGGGUUCAUCUUUGGCCAAAGGUGCCCACGUUUUCCAAGCUUUGCAAGGGGUCAGUACAGCUCAGGUUGAUAGUGCUCAUUCAGAUGGUCUCGGUGAAGGGGGUGGUCAGGUUGAUGAUGCCAAAGUUGAAGGCUCUCAAGAGUGGUCCACGUCCCCUGAGGUGCCUGGUGAACCAGAUGAGCCAUCCACCCCUCCUCAACGUUCAUCCCCCCCUGCAGCCAAACAUGCUGCAAGUCCUGGUCCAUGGACUGACAACAAACAUGUGCACAUUUCACAUGGUAACCAAAUUAUGAAUAGUCUUAGCAAGAUUAUGAAUCAUAUCACUGACAUCAUGGAGACUGCCUUUUGUCCAUCGACACUCCCAGCAACACCUGUUCGCUUACAAGAAGCCAUGACUUGUGCACAAACCCUCAAGAAGAACUGGUUGACAUCGAUUCAACUUGUGAUGUUAAUCGACAUUUUUGAGUGUGAGCCCCAUGCUGCUAUAGCCUAUCAGUCAAUGAAGGACAAUGAAGACCUUCGCAAAUCAUGGAUUUGUAUGAAACUUCGCAUUCUGGUUCCAGUUGUUGAUGAGAACAAGUCUUUGUGA